UGGAGGCUGACGUGGCCCCGCGAGGGUCGCAUACCCACAUGCUGCAGCGGCUAUCUAAUAAUACGCCGGGAACGUAUACUAUUUGCGAAGUCGCUGUUCGGCGAUCGGAUUACUGGACGGCUUCUUCCGGCGAUGAUACGAGUAAACAGCAGAGGACCUGUGACUGUAAAUCUGGAGCCUAUGCGUUACCGAAUCAGCUUCCGAUGCGCAAGCAAGUCGAUAUUGAUGGCCACGAGUUUUGGGGUUUUUGUAGAUACGGAAACUAUUGGGAUGAGAAUAUUGGACAGAUACGAGACUGGAAUGGGAUUUCGACGAGUAAUCAGUGUGAGUUGCGCUGGAAUCGAUGUCACUCGAGGUGCUUUGGUAUGCCAUGUUCUGGUGGGUUCUCUGCCAGUGCGUGUCAUUUGGUCGUGAGAGUUGGUCGUAGUCAGUCCGGUCUGGCGAUGGGAUGUCGGGUAUCCUGGACGCUAGUUCGUUUGCGUCCUAGAAGUGCUAGGCAGGGUUGCAGGGUAGAAUGGCAGUCCCACACUGUCUGAGCAUGCCCAGAGGACUAUCAGGCU
Molecule: messenger RNA, 560 nt
Organism: Mytilinidion resinicola
Lineage: Eukaryota; Fungi; Ascomycota; Dothideomycetes; Mytilinidiales; Mytilinidiaceae
Exons: 1
Coding region: 39-536 (165 amino acids)
Source: RefSeq, a predicted model, not a curated record